Molecule: messenger RNA, 627 nt
Organism: Oncorhynchus masou masou (cherry salmon)
Lineage: Eukaryota; Metazoa; Chordata; Actinopteri; Salmoniformes; Salmonidae
Product: beta-crystallin A1-2-like
Exons: 5
Coding region: 1-627 (208 amino acids)
Biological process (GO): lens development in camera-type eye; visual perception
Molecular function (GO): structural constituent of eye lens
Source: RefSeq, a predicted model, not a curated record
AUGCACAGAACAACUCGAUCCCCAAUGAUGCAAACCCUGGUCAACUCGGGAAUGGGCAUAGCUCCUUUCUUCAAGGUGACUGUGUUCGAGCAGGAGCACUUCCAGGGCAAGUGCCAGGAGUUCACCUCUGAGUGCUGUAACAUCCACGAGUGUGGUCUGGACAUCAUCCGCUCCAUCAGAGUGGAGAGUGGAGCCUGGGUGGGCUUUGAGCACCAUGAUUUCCAGGGCCAGCAGUUCAUCCUGGAGAGAGGAGAGUACCCCCACUGGGACGCCUACAGCGGCUCCCUGUCCUACCACGUGGAGCGUCUCAUGUCCCUGCGUCCCAUCUAUUGUGCUUCCCACAUGAGCAGUCGUAUGAUGAUUUUUGAGAGAGAGAACUUCAUGGGCCGCAGUGUUGAGCUGUGUGACGACUACCCCUCCCUGCAGGCCAUGGGCUGGUCCAUGCCCGAGGUCGGCUCCAUGCACGUGCAGUGUGGCGCCUUUGUGUGCUACCAGUUCCCCGGCUACAGGGGCCAGCAGUACAUCAUGGAGUGUGAGAGACACAGUGGAGAUUACCAGCACUGGAAGAACUGGGGCUCCCACUGCCAGACCCCUCAGAUCCAGUCUAUCCGCCGUAUCCAGCAUUAA